Molecule: messenger RNA, 294 nt
Organism: Nezara viridula (southern green stink bug)
Lineage: Eukaryota; Metazoa; Arthropoda; Insecta; Hemiptera; Pentatomidae
Source: the annotation of a GenBank genome assembly
AUGAUGGGAACACCAACUCAGUCUGCGCCGAAAUAUUCGGAAAUAUCAAACUCUUGCAGUCGAGUUAAAAGAUCUGUACAGACUGAACAAAGUGACAUUGAGGUCCGGAGCCAGUGUACAGGCAGAGUGGCAGACCCGCAACAGUGCGAUGCUUACACGGACUGCAUCAACGGAUCGCCGGAACCCGCCGUCUGUCCGGACGGGCUCGUCUUCUCACCAGAGGCUAACGGCUACCCCUGCCUUUACCCUCAGGAAGUGGACUGCACGGGGAGACCUGCUAUCCGUAAGUACUAA